AAAAUGUCUCCGGGGACAGGGACAGGAGUCAGCUGGGAACUGUAAUUGAAUGAGCCGAUAGGGAGGACAGAGUGCACUGUGCAGGGAAGACAGAACAGGCACCAUGCUGUACAGGAUCCUCCGGGGUCACCGAACCUCCGCCAGGGCGCAGAGCGAUCGCCGCUUCUCCGCCGCCCCCUGCUGUGCGAAACCGGAACCGCGGGACUACUCCCUGCCCAACCCCACCUGGAGCCCCGACACCAAGAGACUCUACGAGGAGCUGAGCCGAGACCGGAGCUGGAGGAGACUUCCCUCCUACGACUCCCACCACCGGGCCGGUAUGUCUCCAGAGGUAGACGGGAAAACUCGUCUCUUCACCAGGAACCUUGACCAGGACGGAGUCGGCUUCGAGUAUUGUAUUUUCUAUAACGAGGCGGAGAAGAGGACGCUUUGCAUAUUCCAGCCCGGGCCCUAUACAGAGGGCCCCAAAGGGUACACACACGGAGGUUGCAUCGCCGCCAUCAUAGACAUGACGGUGGGGACGGUAAUUGAAUACAGCAGCGGAGUGUCCGUGACGGCCAACCUGAACAUCAACUAUCGCAAUCCGAUUCCUCUGGGAGCUACAGUCCUCAUAGACUGCCGAGUGGAGAAGGUAGACGGCCGCAAGGUCUACAGCAGCUGUCAGGUCCGCAGUCAUGACGACGCCGUGCUGCACAACGAGGCCACCGCUUUGUUCAUCACGCCCAAGUCGGGAGGACUUAAAGCCAAACUAUAAAUUGCUGGAUAUUACAGACUUCCGGAAAUAUUCCUAAUUCCAUUGGUUGGCACCUGUACUUUUGUACUGUAGUGUAUCCUGUCUGUCACUAGAGGGCGGCAGAUCCUGUAUUGUAGGAUUCCUGGGAUACCUGCUCUUUAUAAUGUACUCACGAUCUCUCAGAGCAAUCGUUCUGUCUGCACUGGAGGAUAGCGGUCUCCGCCAUGUCGCCCCCCCCCCCUCUGGGUCCAAUAACCUCAAACAUGCCUACUACAAUAUAAACUCUAACUUGAUAUGGGUGCUGCACCGCUCCCCCGAAACCA
Messenger RNA from Rana temporaria (common frog), 1056 nucleotides. Its product is annotated as acyl-coenzyme A thioesterase THEM4-like. The record is from RefSeq and is a predicted model, not a curated record. Bases 104 to 754 code for a protein of 216 amino acids. The transcript has 7 exons. NCBI's taxonomy places the organism in Eukaryota, Metazoa, Chordata, Amphibia, Anura, Ranidae.